AUGAAAUAUAUUUUAGUAUCUGGUGGUGUUAUUUCGGGUAUAGGAAAAGGCAUAUUUGCCUCUUCCUUAGGAGUUUUAUUAAAAACCAUUGGGUUAAGAGUUACUGCUAUAAAAAUAGAUCCUUACAUGAAUAUCGAUGCAGGGACUAUGAGCCCUAUUGAACAUGGGGAGGUUUUUGUGUUAAAUGAUGGUGGAGAAGUUGAUCUUGAUUUAGGCAACUAUGAACGUUUUUUGGACGUAACUCUUACUAGAGAUAAUAAUAUUACUACAGGAAAGAUUUAUCAACAAGUUAUCCAGAAGGAGCGUAAAGGGGAAUACUUGGGCAAAACAGUUCAAGUGGUCCCUCACAUUACUGACGCGAUUCAAGAAUGGAUCGAACGAGUAGCUAUGAUAUCAGUUGAUCACAGUGGUGAAGAACCUGAUGUUUGCAUCAUUGAACUUGGCGGUACCGUUGGUGAUAUAGAGUCUGCACCAUUUGUAGAAGCCAUGCGUCAAUUUCAAUUUCGAGUGGGACAUGCAAAUUUCGCUUUGGCACACGUUUCAUUGGUACCUGUCAUUGGACCGGGUGGAGAACAAAAGACCAAACCUACUCAGACUACCAUCAGAGAAUUAAGGGCUUUGGGAUUAUCUCCAGACUUGAUUGCAUGUCGCUGCUGUAAAGCAUUAGAACCUGAAGUACGUGCAAAAAUAUCUAUGUUUUGUCAUGUUGGAAAAGAACAAGUUAUUUCUGUUCGAGAUGUUCUUUCAACCUAUCAUGUACCUCUUUUAUUGAAAGAGCAAGGUGUAUUGAGUUUCUUUCAUAAAAGACUUGGUCUGAAUAAUAUCCAUAUUUCCGCCGAUCGGUUAAUCAAAGGUGAAAAUAUAUUAAAAGAAUGGACAAAACUUACAGAAGAACACGACCGCCUUAAUAAAUCCGUUACAAUCGUGUUAGUAGGCAAAUAUACUAAUCUUCAAGAUUCAUAUCUUUCUGUAAUUAAAGCACUAGAACAUUCUGGCUUAAAAUGUGAGCGGAAAUUAAUACUAAAGUGGGUAGAAGCAUCCGAAUUAGAACAUGAAUAUGAAAAAAUAAAUCCUGACAAGUACCGCAAGGCUUGGAAUGUAUUGUCUUCUGCUAAUGGUAUUUUAGUUCCUGGAGGAUUUGGAAAUAGAGGAACGGAGGGUAAAGUUGCUGCGGCAAAAUGGGCAAGAGAAAAGAAGAUUCCGUAUUUAGGUAUAUGUCUUGGACUACAGAUAGCAGUGAUUGAAUUUGCACGUAAUGUCUGCGGUUUUUCAGAUGCGAACUCGGAAGAAUUUGAACCAUAUGCUAAACAUAGAAUUGUGAUCAAUAUGCCUGAAGUAUCUCUUACUCAUCUUGGAGGAACCAUGAGAUUAGGUAUGCGAUCCACUAUAUUCAAAGACGGUACGGAAAAAUGGUCAACAACACGUAAACUUUACGAGGCCUCUGAUUUCAUGGCUGUUGGUAAACAGCGCAUUGAAGAACGUCAUAGACAUAGGUAUGAAGUAAAUCCAGCAUAUAUACCAGAUUUUGAGGAGAAAGGAAUGCAUUUUGUAGGUCGUGAUGAGAAGGGGGAGAGAAUGGAAAUAAUGGAGCUUAAAGAUCACCCAUUUUUCGUUGGUACUCAAUAUCAUCCCGAAUAUCUUAGUCGACCUUUAAAACCUUCUCCACCAUUCCUUGGGUUUGUGAUGGCGUCAGCAGGGUUGUCAUUAGAUACUAUAUUCAGAAAUAGCUAA
This is a messenger RNA of Dentiscutata erythropus, 1731 nucleotides long. The record is from the annotation of a GenBank genome assembly. Lineage: Eukaryota; Fungi; Glomeromycota; Glomeromycetes; Diversisporales; Gigasporaceae.